Messenger RNA from Penicillium daleae, 1893 nucleotides. Its product is annotated as putative cell wall protein. Lineage: Eukaryota; Fungi; Ascomycota; Eurotiomycetes; Eurotiales; Aspergillaceae. The record is from RefSeq and is a predicted model, not a curated record. The transcript has a single exon. Bases 1 to 1893 code for a protein of 630 amino acids.
AUGCGUUCCGACCUUCUUUUGCUCGCUGCUCUGGCGAGCUCUGCUCUCGCUUAUCCUACCGAAGUCGCCGUUGAGCGUCGUACUUUCGGACUCCUUGCCCACCUGCUCGGUGAUGCUGCCUCCGAUGUCAUUGGACUCGUCGACUCCCUGCUCGGUGUGGGCGCGCAUGGUUCCACCACCAUCCUGGCUGGCCUCAGCGCUCACGGUGCCGCUGCCCUGGAGGGAGGUGCUCUGGGAUGCACUGCCGGCGUCAUACAUGCCGAUGCCCGUGCUCAACUGAAGUUGUGGCUGGCUGGCCAGACCAGCAUUUCAGGCUCCCUAAAGACCUCCCUGCUCGCUUGGUGUGAGGGCUCCGGCUCUGCUACUCUGAGCGCCGACGUUAUUGCUGCUCUGUCAGUCUAUAUCCCUACUUGUGCCGACAUCGCUGCCAAGGAGUCGAUCUAUGUUACCAUCGAUGGUAUCUUCUCUUCCACCGAGCUUUCCUCGACUCUCGUUCUGAGCGCCGCCGCUCAAGCUUCUCUGUCUGCUUUCCUUGAUGUUCAUGUUGACCUUGCUGCCCACAUUCAGGCUGGUCUCAGCGUCUGCGCUGCUGGCGGUGUUAUUGCCAGCUUGGAUGUUGAUGUCAAGGCUUCCCUGAUUGCUUGGUUGAACGCCUCAGACUGUCCUCUCGAGGCUGCUCUGAAGGCCUCCAUCCUCGGCUGGUGCCACGGUUCGCACGUCAGUGGCCUCGUUGAGAUUGGUGUUCUUGCUGAAACCGCUCUCAGUGCCAUCUCCGUUGGUGCCUCCAUCGGUGCUUACGUCGAGGAGGCUGGUAUUCUUUCCGUCCACGCCCAGGCUUCCCUUGCGGCUUUCCUGAACACCAAGCUCGCCGUCGACAUUGAUGCCGAUAUCCUCGUUGCCCUCGAGGCUUGCGCUGCUGGUAAGCUCGCCGCUUCCCUCGAUGUUGAAGUCCGCACUGCCCUCGCUAUCUGGCUGUCUGGUUCUAGCUGCUCUCUGGGCGUUGAGCUAAAGGCCGUCGUCCUUCUCUGGCUGUCUGUUGCUGCUUCUGUCGAGGCCUCUCUCGACCUUGUUAGCGGUCUCUUCGUUGAUAUCACCGGCUUCCUGACCGAGACCAUCCUUGCUUCCCUGAGCAUCAACCUCCGCAGUGCUCUCGGCCUCCUCGCUGUUGGCGAGAGCCUGACCAUCCUCUCCUGGGAGGCUCGUGCUGAGCUCGCUGCCUUCCUUGGUGGCUGCACUGGCAUUGACAUUGGCAUUAGCAUUGAGCUGAUCAUCAUCGAGUGGUUCACUGGCUGCAGCAUCCCCGGUGCUCCUGCUCCUUCUUCCUCUGUCCCCAGCCUGCCCUCUGCCACCCCCACCGGUGUCUCCAGCACUCCUCUGGUUCCCUCUGGCCCUGCCCACACUGGUUCCGUUCCCUCUGUCAGCAUUCCCUCCGGUGGUGUUCCCACUGGCCCUGCCGGCUCCAUCUCCGUCACCGUUCCCUCCGGAUCUACCGCUACUGGCCCUGCUGGCGGCGUCCCAGGCAACGGUGCCUCGUCCACUCCCUGCGACACUGAGACCAUCCCCGUUGUGACUUCCUCCGUUAUCUCUGGUGGCCCUGCUGGUGGCCCUGCUGGUGGCCCUGCUGGUGGCCCUGCUGGUGGCCCUGCUGGUGGCCCUGCUGGUGGCCCUGCUGGUGGCCCUGCUGGUGGCCCUGCUGGUGGUGCUGGCUCUGUCACCGUUCCCUCCGGCCCUGGCUGGUCAGGCUCAGGCUCGGGCUCGGGCUCUUGGACUUGGUCCGCUGGUGGUGCCCCUGCUCCCACUGCUCCCCCCACCGGCUCCGGUUCUGGCUGGUCCGGCUCUGAUACCUGGACCGAGACCGUCACCAUCUACCACACCGUCUGCGGCUGCGAGUAA